GCUAUGGAUCGUAUUCAUCGACUUGGUCAACACAGACCUAUUCGAAUUACACGAUUGAUUAUUGAAAAUAGUAUUGAAAGCAGAAUUAUUCAGUUACAAGAAAAGAAGACGGCUUUGGUUGAAAGUACAGUGGACAAAAACCAAAAAGCGCUCGAUAAAUUAACAGUAGAAGAUUUAAGAUUUUUAUUUGUCAUGUGA
Messenger RNA from Gilbertella persicaria, 198 nucleotides. RefSeq lists its product as uncharacterized. NCBI's taxonomy places the organism in Eukaryota, Fungi, Mucoromycota, Mucoromycetes, Mucorales, Choanephoraceae. The transcript has 2 exons. The record is from RefSeq and is a predicted model, not a curated record. The annotation marks the transcript as partial.